Molecule: messenger RNA, 515 nt
Organism: Racocetra fulgida
Lineage: Eukaryota; Fungi; Glomeromycota; Glomeromycetes; Diversisporales; Gigasporaceae
Source: the annotation of a GenBank genome assembly
GCACGGGCGCACCACCAGGUGUUGGCGGAAUUUCACCAAUGGGAAUACAAGGUAGUGGAAGAGAACGACCACAAAGGCAUCCAUUUGAGGAUAAGAGGUUAGGAAACCCGCCACAAACAGCUCCUCAAUCACAACGUCUAGAUCCUCAACCAAAUUCACCAAUAAGUCAGCAACAACAACCCAACCCGCAAGCAGAUCAACAACCCAACUCACCAGUAAAUCGCCAACAACUUAAUCUGCCAAAAGCAUCGCCAGUUCCGAAUGUUAGCCCGAAUGGAGUCGCUGAUCAGAACGCGCAUAAAACACAUGAGACAGAAAAUGCAAAACAGACGUCCAGUCCUUCUACAAACUCUGCCAAACAUUCUAAUUCGCCACAAGGUGAUAGCGACCCGCGUCAUAACGAAACUACCGCAUCGAAUGGAGGCUUUAAGAAUGUAGGUUGUGACAGGUUAACGACGGGAAUUGUAACAAUAAUAAUGAUGUGUUUAUGGAUUUAUGGAGUGGGAAUAGAUUAA